This is a messenger RNA of Pteropus alecto (black flying fox), 3336 nucleotides long. RefSeq names its product elastin microfibril interfacer 3 (gene EMILIN3). NCBI's taxonomy places the organism in Eukaryota, Metazoa, Chordata, Mammalia, Chiroptera, Pteropodidae. The transcript has 4 exons. The record is from RefSeq and is a predicted model, not a curated record. Gene Ontology annotation, cellular component: extracellular matrix. Gene Ontology annotation, molecular function: protein binding. The coding region runs from base 1 to 2145 and encodes 714 amino acids.
AUGGGGGAGGGGAAUAUAGGAGCCUCAGUGGGCCUGGCCCGGGCCAGAUAUUCCAAAGAUGCCAUUCUCCCUUGCAGGGCCCUUUGUGCCUACGUGGUGCAUAGGAAUGUGACCUGUGUCCUACAGGAGGGAGCAGAGAGCUACAUAAAGGCUGAGUACCGGCCGUGUGGAUGGGGGCCCAAGUGCCCCGGGACAGUCACGUACCGCACAGUGCUCAGACCCAAAUACAAGGUCGGCUACAAGACCGUGACGGAGCUUUCCUGGCGUUGCUGCCCUGGGCUCACUGGAGAAGGCUGCCCUGAGCACCUCACGGACCAUGGGGCCACCCCACCCCAGCUGGAGCCUGAGCCCCAGAUUCCCUCCGGGCAGCUGGGCCCAGGCCCUAGGCCCCCUCCUUCUAGCAGAGUGGCCCCCAGCCCCUACGGAAGGAAAGGCCCAGGGCUGUUUGGUGAGCGGCUAGAACGCCUGGAGGGUGAUGUCCAACGCCUGGCACAAGCAUAUGGUACUCUCAGCGGCCUGGUGGCCAGCCAUGAAGAUCCCAAUAGGAUGAUCGGUGGCCCCAGAGCUCCUGCUGCCCCUGUGGGCUUCGGGGUCAUCCCUGAGGGGUUUGUGAACCCCGGAGACAGAGCUGGAGGGCCACUUACACCUCCCCUGGAUGAGAUCUUGAGCAAGGUGACAGAGGUGAGCAACACACUCCGGACCAAGGUGCAGUUGCUGGACAAGGUGCAUGGGUUGGCCCUCGGCCACGAGGCCCACCUGCAGCGUCUGCGGGAGGCCCCCCCAUCUCCGCUUACCUCCCUGGCUCUGCUAGACGAAUACAUGGACCAACGGCUGCAUCUGCUCUGGGGUAGCCUGCUGGAUGGCUUCGAGCAGAAGCUGCAAGGUGUCCAGAGUACAUGUGACCUGCGCGUGCAGGAGGUUCGGCAGCAGUGCGAGGAAGGCCAGGCGGCCAGCCGGAGGCUGCACCAGAGCCUGGAUGGCCGGGAGCUGGCCCUGCGCCGGGAGCUGUCACAGUUGGGUACCCGGCUGCAGGGCCUGACUGUGGCCGGCAGUGGCAGCUGUUGUGGCCGGCUAGCCGUGAUCAGUGCCCGCAUGGACAGCCUCGAGAGGAACCUGCAGGCAGUCACGGAGGCCCAAAGAGGCCAUGGCCCCACCACCAGGGAUGAACUCACGCGGCUCUCUGCUGCCAUGCUUGAUGGCGGUUUGGAUGGACUUCUUGAGGGCCUGGAGACUCAAAACGGGACUGAGAGUGGAGUGAGGAGCUGCUGUAGCCUAGAGGAGCGCCUGGUGACACUAGCUGGGGAACUAGGCCAUGACAGCACUCCGCCAGCCAGGUCGGCAUGGCCCCUGGUGCAGACAGAGCUGGCUGUGCUGGAGCAACGGCUGGUGUCGCUGGAGACCUCGUGCACCCCCAGCACCACCUCAGCCAUCCUGGACAACCUCAUGGCAGAGGUGAAGGCCUGGCAGAGCCAGAUUGAGGCUCUUCUGCGCCAGGUGGCCAGUCACACAGCCCUGCUCCAGCAGCUCAAUGGCACUGUGGCCCAGGUCCAGGGAAAGCUGGCAGAAGCAACGGGCAGCUCACUCCAGGGCGAGAUCACGCUACUCAAGGUCAGUCUGAACUCCAUGAGCAAGUCACUCACAGGCCUCAGUGACUCUGUCAGCCAGUACUCUGAUGCCUUCUUGGCUGCCAACACAUCACUGGAUGAGCGGGAACGUAAGGUGGAGGCUGAGGUACACGCCAUCCAGGAGCAGGUCAGCAGCCAAGGCUCACGGCUUCAGGCUGGCCACAGGCAGGUCCUGAGCCUGCGGAGGGAGCUGGAGCAACUCAAGGCCGGUGUGGCCGGCAUGGCCGGCGGGUUGAGCCGCUGCCAGGACACAGCCCAGGAACUCCAGCAUGCAGUGGGCCACUUCGACCAGAGGGUGGCACAAGUAGAGGGUGCAUGUGAGAAGCUGGGCCUGAUGGCUGCAGACCUGGAAGGCUUGCCCACAGAGCCACUCAGGCCCACGGAGGGCCUAUGGGGCCACGUCGACCAGCUGAAUCGCACGCUGGCCCAGCACGCACGGGACAUCGCCCGCCUCCGGGACGACCUGCUCGACUGCCGGGCCCAGCUGGCUGAGCAGGCACAGCCAGGGCAGGCCAAGUAGGUGGGCUGGACAGGACCCAACCCCCAGAUCCCGACAACCCUCAGGACAUCAACCCAGAGCCCAGACCAUGCCUCCCAGCCUCCCCUGGCCAGCGUGGAUGUCACUUCAGAGACCACUGAAGAAACAGUCUUAUUCUAUCUCCACAUGACUGUCUCAGGCACCAACAUCCAUGCUCAGUGCUGCACCCGCUGGAUAAUUCAGGAUAGCAGUCCAGGCAAGUUCAUCAUGCCUGAAGGUCAGAGUGGACCUCAGAGACCGAACAAUCCACAGUCUGCAAACUGCUUUUCUGUGGACCUGAGUCAGCACCUGUGCAAAGGCCUGCAGGGCCAUUCUCAGACAGUGGCCUGUCCACAUCUCCCUUUGCCCAUGGGCAGUAGGCCCCAGCCCAUGGAGGCCUCUGGUUCCUUUGUCCCCUUAGCUUCUCUACCCAGCCGUCGGGCUUGGUUUCUGCAGGAAGGUGGUACCCACCGGCACUGCCCUCACACCUAGCAGCUUCACAAAUGUUGUUUCUGAACCAAGGGCCAGAGGUUGCCACUGCCCCAUCCUGAAGGAUGGAAGAGAAACAUAAAGACUCAGCCAAGGGUUCUCUUUAUUCCUGUCGAUCCUCCCCCACAGUGAGGGGGCUUUGGCAGCUGUAGAUUCCCAGAGGAGGACUGGGUCCAGGCGACCUGUUUGGAGACCCCAAUUCAACUCAUCCUUUUCCUACUCUAAGGAUGUUUUCAGGACACUGGUUCCCACAUGGUCCUCCCCUUUCCAUUUGGGGGGAGAUCUCUCCUUCCAGGUUAGGGCCUCUCUCCAAAGAACGGCCCUCUUGUAUGUCAUGGCCUGAACGAGGCCAGACCCUGGGCAAGAGGCCACAGCUGGAGGGAGAGGGCUCAAGGCCUAGUUUCCAACAUCCUUGCAAGCCCGGCCAUGCCUGGAUAUUCACAAAGUCAUGAGAAGUUCAGGUAUGACACCACCAAGGGACAAUGUGAAAACACACGUGUUCAUCCAGCCUGUGCUGUUCCCAGAGAACCUGAUGCUCGUCUCUGCUGGGGCUCCUGGCCUCAGUUUCCACACAGCAGCCUGGGCCCUCCUGGGUUAUUUUGUAGGUUCCUAUACCCCCGCCUCCUGGUUUCCCAACAUUUGGUAUUCUGCCCUCCGCUGUGGUGCUGUUGGGAAGGGCAGGCCUGGAUUAAAGCUUUUAGCCCA